AUGGCAUCCGGACCUCCACAACCUGCUACUCCUGGUCUCUAUGUCAAUCCAGCACCAGUUUCCCAUUUGGGAUUCACUGAACUUCGAAAUUUAUUUGCAACCGAGAUAAAUCGAGCACACCACAACCCAGUUGCUCAAUGUAUGCUUAUCGAACAAUUCAGGGCCGAGCAAGAGCACUUGUGGAGAAUGGAAAUGCAAAAACAGUUCUCAAAUCCGUUUUUUAAUAAUUUUCCCAUGUUUCAACCACAACCGUCACCACAAUUGUCUCCAACUGGAGUCUCUCCAAUCGGUCAAACUUCACCACAACUCCCACUACCAAUGAAUGGAUUACCGUUUUCCCCACAGUUUUCCCCAGACCUGAUGCAAAUGAUGCUUCAAUCACAAUUACCAUUUUUCCCACAACAACAACUUCCGCAACUACCAAAUGGUCAAUCUCUGGAGGCAAAUCAAAACAAGAUCCCACAAAUUCGGCGUGAAAGAAGACCACGUAAACAAGAACCGAAGCAUAAAGAACAUCAACAACUGCCAGCUCAGCCACCGCCGCAACAACAACAGUCAGUGCAGCAACAACCAAAAGCUCAAGUUCCACAACAAAUGCAACAACAGCAACAAACGCCAGCUGAAAUGCCACAACUCACACCACUAAUCUUCCAACAACUUCAACAACAAUUACAAAAACAACAAAAACAACUACAGCAACAACAACAACAACAGCAACUGCAACAACAACAGGAAAUGUUGAAAAGUCCGGAGCAGCUUCAAGUAUCUCCAACAGGCAGAGGUCCGCGUCUUCCUAAUAUUGGCAAAAUGGAGCCAGAAAUGGGACAACUGAUUGAAAAACUAUACAAUCAAACAAUGGAAAUGAAAAAAUUUAUGGAAGAACGAGACAAGAAGUUGUCGAAUCAACCCGCCUCGGAAUACCCAAGACCCCAGAUUUCAUAUGUUGUAUACAAAGAGAUGUUGAGGAAUUUUUCUGCAAAGACCUUCCUUAUGAAUCACACAGGUAUUGAGAACGUUGCUGACAACCAAAAGAAGCUGGAGGCUGAGCUGCUGCAAAUCAAAGUGGAAUUGUAUGGUGCUGGACAUCCAUUGGUGCUACAAAGUUCUCAACUUCAAUCAGAAAUUUCACAACCGUCAACCUCUACAUCAACAUCUGCUCAGUCUUCGUCACAAUCAUCUCCAAACCAAAAUCCGCCAGUUUUAGAACCCCAACUGCCGAUCAGAAAGUCAGUGAAGAAACCGAGAGAAGAGAGACGUCGGUCCCAAUCUUCUUCACGCCAGUCAUCUCCAAAACAAUUACUCAAAAAAACAAGUCCCUCAGUUAUUAUUCCAGUCGGUUCAGAAAUAUUAAAGCAAGAGGUAUACAAGACAAUUCAAGAGGGACUGAAAAACAUUCCAAGCACUUCUCAACAAGUAGAUUUGGACACAGAGCAACCAAGUCAAGGACAAGAACUAUAUGAUCUUUUGGAUGAGCUCUUGCUGAAAACAAACGAUCCUCUACGAAAUACUGUACUCCGUACCCAAUCACUCACACCAGAAAUGGCAGCACAAAUUUUGGAUCGACUGAGUGCACGUUUUGGGAAUGAUAGUGUAUCAACAUUGGUUCAGCCGGCAAAUGAGACUCAUGUUCAGCAACCGCCGGUAUCUAUGGCCGACAUCAGAUUAGUACUACCUGAUAAAUCUGAAAUGAAAUUAACUCAACUUUACUCAUGGCUUUUGAUUUGCGCAUCACAAGUUCCAAAAACAUCUGGAGUGGAUAAAACUAUUCAACCAAGUACUUCACCCAAAACCAAUGAGCAUCAACAACGUCAAUCUGGAGGAUCUAUCGCUAAAGUCCUUGAAAACUUAAGUAAGAAGCAGCGUGAAGAAGAGAGGAGACAACGAAUCGAGACAAAUCAAACUCGUGACAAAGACCGACAGAGUCGUGAAGUCUGGGAAUCUUGUUUUGACUUCGUGAAUGUUUCACGUCCAAAGAGUGUAACUGCUCAAAAUGAGCCGAGUACCAGUGCCGCGUGGAUAUCCGUCGAAGACACUGAUAAUCAAACUUCUCAGAAACCAAUGUCAUUAGUCGGAUCGAAAAAAAGGAAAUCGGAUCACCGCUUUGAGGAGCCGGGUCCUUCUGAGGAAGCCGUGAAUCCUGAAUCUGUUAUCCAAUCUUCAAAAAUAGAAACUUGUGAGAUUCCAAAGAAGAAAGCGCGCUUUGAAAGCUUUGAAAAUGUUGUCCAACCUAUAUCACUGUCUACUUCUUCGUGUAUUCCAUUCCAAGCUCAUGUCGAUAACCAAAUGGACACCACUCCAAUAGAGCAAGUCUCUCCAGUUGGAAUUGAGAAGGAUGAUGACGGGAUUCAUAUGAAAGAAAACCAAAGAGAGAGAAGUAACAGCUCCUUGAAUGGCAAGCAACCUCCGAAUGAUUCAGUUCAUAAUGAUAUGUAUACUGAUGGAUCUUGUCUCGAAGUCGAGAACGAAAUUGAGGUUCCGAUGGAACUUUCAAAAGCUCCACUGAACAACAAUGUCGUCGAGAAAACUCAAUCGGCGCCGGUGUUCAUUGAAAAGAUUCCAGUAGAACAAAUGACGGAAAUCCAUUUCGCAAACUUAGGAGACUUCGUGGUAACCUCAGGAAACGAAAGUACCAACAACAAUGACAAAAUGGAAGUUAGAGAGAACGUUGCUGUCGAGUCUGCCACCAUUCAAUCGUCUUCAAAUCUUCAAGUUACCGCUGAAAAAGUUGUUCCUGCCGUCACGGUCAUUGAUCAAACUUCCCAACCAGCUCGUGGAGAUUCAUUCGAAACUGUUGACUUAUCAGACGACGAUGAUGAUUGUGUCCUUUUGGAAGUUGUCACACCAGUGAAGAACCAACCAUCAACAUCAAGUCAGACUUCACGUGCUGGGAAUGUUGGCUCAGAAAAUUGGGAUAUUGCUGCCGAACGGGCGGCCAUCUCAAGCCGAUUAAUAGCCACUCUUUUGAAUGAAUCAGUCGAUGAGAAGAUAAUAAUAGAAGGACUUAAUAUGAUGAUAGAAGAGAUGGAUAGAAUUGGUGAUGAUGCUGAAAAAGCUCAACAUUUAUUUAGCAAUUUAGUGGCCAAGAUUCGAAAUGAAGAAGGCAAAGAAUAG
Molecule: messenger RNA, 3111 nt
Organism: Caenorhabditis remanei
Lineage: Eukaryota; Metazoa; Nematoda; Chromadorea; Rhabditida; Rhabditidae
Exons: 9
Coding region: 1-3111 (1036 amino acids)
Source: RefSeq, a predicted model, not a curated record